GAGGAAAAAACCUCACGAGAGGAGAAGCAGAACAACGACACCAUUGAAAAGAAAUUUACCUUUAAAUUUUUCUCCACGCCUUAUGUCAGCUGGUUUGGAAACGAAAUGAUAUGGUGGUGUAGUCUUGAAUUGUACUUCCAACGUUGAAGUGUAUUGCAACGUCGACUUAACGUCAAAAGCGGUUUGCAACAUUUGCUAACAGCUAAGCUAGCUUAGCUUACAGUGCUAAGCGGUUAACGCCAGGUUAGCUGAUAAAAGUGUUCUGCCGGGUUUAAUGACUUGUGGACCGGGUCGUAGUUCAGUUCAAGUACAGCUUUUCGGGAAGAGCUAAGUACUUAAUAAGUACGUCAGCUAAGAGCAGCAGUAGUUUCCGAGGUGGACCGACAGCAGAGAUGUCCAGUGACCGAGUGCCGGGCUUCGCCUGUUGUGCUGAUGGAGAAAACGCACCGGGACCAGAGUCCUCUUCUGCACGGUCCUGCCGUCACCACGCCGAGUCAGACACAGAUGUUGGCCCCACUGCGAAUUGUUUAGCCCGGCUGUGCAGUAGGAACGAGAGCGAGCGAGCAGGUGACCUGGAGGAGCUGAACCAGUCGGUGCUGUCGUGUUUAGGAGUUGCACGGCCCGGUUCGACACGGCUGAGUAAACAAACAGUUCUUCAACUGGUCCGACUGUCCUGGUCGUGUCCUCUGCAGGAGGUUCGACAGAAGGUAACAGAGCUGCUGCGGACAGCACAGGAGGAACGAGUUGAAGUACCCCGGGUUCUGGCCACUGGUCCAAGUGCUUUUAUCCCUGCAAAAGAGAUACUCAAAGAAGGACCAGACCAGGACAUCUUGAUUGAAUCAUUUCUUUUACUGGGUCGGGUUGACCACGUUAGCAUGUUGAUGGCACUGCACCCUUCCUACCUCAGCUGCUUCCUGAGGACCCAGCAUGCUUUAUUGGAGCUGGAUGGUCCCUUGCCCCGCCACUGGAGACAUUACAUUGCGAUCUUGGCUGCAGCUCGCCACCAGUGCUCUUAUGUGGUGCAGCAGCAUAGUGCAGGAUUCUUGGAGGCUGGAGGGGAUGAGAGUUGGCUGGCCAGCCUGGAGCACGUGCCCACCAAACUACGUAGCCUGCAAACACUCAAUAAGCUGCUGGCACACAGACCCUGGCUCAUCACACAGCACCAUAUCCAGGAGCUGGUCUCUCCCAGAGCAGAGCCAUGUUGGUCGCUGGCUGAGCUAAUUCAUGCAGUGGUCCUGAUGGCCCAUGCUCACUCGCUUUGCUCUUUCGUAUGGGGUUGUGGUAUAAACCCUGAACCCGACCACUUUGGAGGUUACAGUUUCCACCCUCCAUCCCCUAGUCACCCUUCUUGUAGCCCCCACAGCCCUGCACACGAGGAUGGCAGGCAGGAGUUGGUUGAUGGAGCUGUGGAGGUGGAAAUGUUGAUGAAGAAGAUGGUGGAGCUUCAGAAGCAGCAGGAGGAAGAGGAGUGCAGUCAAGAAGAGAUGGUUACUCGCUUUGAGAGGGAGAGGAGCGAGAGCAUACCUACAGCGGUGGUUCUUGCGGCCCCACCUAACCUGGUGCUGCAUCUGGUGGAGGAGCCAGAGUUCCAGUAUGAAGACUUUGCCCCCAGAGGAGAGCAGGCACCACCCACAAUGAGAGCCCAGGACUACUCAUGGGAGGAUCAUGGCUUCUCUCUGGUGAACCGACUGCUGCCAGACAUGGGCCAACUCUUGGAUGAGAAGUUUCAGGUUGUGAGUAACCUGACGUACCACAGGAUGGCAAUGCAUGAAGGUGUGGACACUUACACGCUGAGGAAAGCCCUGUGGAACUACAUCCACUGUGUCUAUGGGAUACGCUAUGAUGAUUAUGAUUAUGGCACAGUGAACGUGUUGUUGGAGCGCUCCCUGAAGGUGUUUGUUAAAACCAUGGCCUGUCAUCCCCAACAAACCACCGCACGCAUUUACCACGCCUUCUGGAGACACUUCAGACACUCUGAAAAGGUACACGCCAGCCUGAUUGUUAUUGAAGCCCGAUUACAAGCAGCACUGCUCUACACGUUACGAGCCAUCACACACUACAUGAGAUGACUUGCUGACUCCCACAGACACGUGCACGCAAACAAACAUGCUUAAUGUCGCAGAUUCUGAGCCAGCUGUGCUGUUACAGCACCCGACAUAAGUCUUGCACACAAACACACACACGUGUACAUACACACUACAAUGAAUGUUUAUAUAUGAAUAUUUUGUGUCAGUGUUAAUGUGUUUUUGCUGCUUUCAAGUUGUGUGAGUUUGCAUAUUUAAAAUGAUAGUUUAUGCACUGAUUUUUUUUUGGGGGGGGGGGGGGGGGGGUCUCUCCACCUGAAAGACAUGUUACUAUCACAUUCAGACAUAUCUACCAAUAGCUUCAGGGUUAAAUUAGGCCUGGCAAAACAAAAUCAUCAUACAAAGAGUUACCUUUGCAGGUGGUGUUGUCUGAUGUCGCUGUGCGUAAAAUGCUUCUUCGCUAAGGUCACUCCUGUAGUCUACAGACUGACACUCAUACCUCUGCACCCAAAGAAGCUGGGAUUUAAAAAGAUACUAUAUAUCUUGUAUUUUUCUAUCCAAUAAAGUUGCUUUAUCAGAAUUAUGAA
Molecule: messenger RNA, 2611 nt
Organism: Thalassophryne amazonica
Lineage: Eukaryota; Metazoa; Chordata; Actinopteri; Batrachoidiformes; Batrachoididae
Gene: sesn2
Product: sestrin 2
Exons: 11
Coding region: 393-2069 (558 amino acids)
Biological process (GO): positive regulation of macroautophagy; regulation of response to reactive oxygen species; cellular response to leucine starvation
Cellular component (GO): nucleus
Molecular function (GO): oxidoreductase activity, acting on peroxide as acceptor; L-leucine binding
Source: RefSeq, a predicted model, not a curated record